GUAGUAUGUUCCUAGCUUUAUCGCUCUACACAAAGAGCAUUGAAUCACUACUAGAUUACUGUUUCUUUGACACUACUAGAUUUAAUCCAUUAGAUUGGCGAUGAUUUAAUUGUUCCCGUCUGAAUUAGCCUUUUUAAUCAUCACAGAAGUCUGCAAAGUCUGUUACCAUUGUAAAAAAAAAGAAACGUCAAAGUUUUUCUAGUCUAUGAGUGUUGUGUUGGUUGUUUUGUGAUCGAUUUCCCCGCAUUUUUCAGAUUAUAUGUAUUCGGAGGGUUAAGCGAUUUCCUGCCCAAAGCGGGUCAGCGCUCCCCAGCCGGUCUGAAGGGGUGACUAAUGAAAAUAUGUCGUUAAACGUGAAUCAUGUUAAUCAAUAAAAAGUGUAUUGAAUUUUCAUUUCGCGAGAAUUAAUUUUAAAAUGUUGGGAUUUUUUAAAGAAGGAUCUAGGACGUAUUUGAUCGGUUUGUAACUAACCGGCUAUGGUUUCAGGCUUUCUAAACUUUAUUCUGGGUGCAAAGUUGUCAUAUGUGGUGUGUUGACACAUGUAGUGUAGUGUUUUGCGGGAGGCGCGGACAUGGCGCUGGGCGGCGCGGUGCAGAGCGCCAGCAUGCUGGAGCUCCUGCUGGAAGAGAUCAACUUCCAGCGUACCAAGGAGAUGCGCCAGCUCAUGAAGGAUGAGUCGGGUUUCGUGGUGCUCCAAGGCACGACGUACUGGACGGACCUGUUCGUGCGCCACUUCCUCUUCCAAGAGGAGAGGUCCAUCGACUGUGAUGACCUGCUAUUCUUCGUGCGCAAGCGCCACGUCAAGGGAUCUUCGCGGUAUCUGCCUAAGUACGAGGUAUACGCGUCGCCCAGCCGCCGCAAGAUGGACACGAAAGGCGAAGGCGAGGAGAUCACCUACCCCCACAUAUGCUUCAUGGUCGAUAACUUCGAUGAGGUAUUCAGUGACAUGGUGGUACGCGACGGCGAAAUGGUGUGCGUGGAGCUAGUGGCGCGAGGGCGCGGCGCGGACGCCCUAGCGGUCUUAUUCCUCGGAUCUAUACGCUACGACGCGUUAUCCAGGGUCUACGACUCACGGCAAUCAUCGCUAUCAACGAAGGUAGCGCAGCGCAUGUCGUUCGGGCUACUAGGGCGCGCGGCGGCUCGCUGCGAGUUCGUGCGCAUGAAGGGGCCCCACGGCAAGGGGCACGCCGAGAUGGCGGUGGCGCGGCCGCGGGGCGCCGGCGUCGACACGCCCACGUCGGAGCCCGGCCUGGCCGCCACAGACCUCUGGGACAGCGACUGGGAGGAGGACCCGGAGGAGUUGUUCAUGUACCGACACCAGCGUCGCCUAAGCGACCCCAGUGCCAACCUGAACAACUACUCGCGCGGCGGCUGGCGCACCAAGGACGGCAAGGACAAAAGCCGAUCGGAGAACGAGGGGCUCGACUCGCUCGUCUCAGGCCUGGCCGAGGUGCAAGCCGGGGAUCUCCGGGACGAGCUGGAUGACGGCGCGUACAACCCGCUGUGGGCGAUGCGCGGCUUCACGCAGACGUUCGCGCUGUGGAAGGAGGGCAAGCGCGCCUCCUCCGCGCCCCUGCACGCGUACCUCACCUACGUCACGCUGCCCUGGUGGUGCAUCGCCAAAGAUAUUCUGGACCAUCGCGAAGAACCCAUCCUAACGUUUUGAACUCCGCUCCGAAUAGAACUGACACCGAUAUGUACGAGUAAAUGCGACUUUCCAUUAGUAUAAGGUAUGCAAUGCCAUUCUAUGGUGGAAAACUACACUCAACUUCAGAACGACACUUUUGUACAUAUUCUACAAUUUAUCUUAUACUUUGGUUUAGUGACUAAGGAUACUGCAAAAUGUAAGAGUCGAAACAAAGUACUCUGGACGAACUUUUGCGAAUACAAUUUUG
Molecule: messenger RNA, 1895 nt
Organism: Leguminivora glycinivorella
Lineage: Eukaryota; Metazoa; Arthropoda; Insecta; Lepidoptera; Tortricidae
Exons: 8
Coding region: 572-1666 (364 amino acids)
Source: RefSeq, a predicted model, not a curated record